AAAUAGUCCCGCGUCCCGCCCCGGCAGGAGUGYACCGUCUGUUGUUUGACAGCUGAGCACCCGACAGGCUUGUCGGCAUCGUGUUGUUGUCUAUUUACUUGUUUGGAUGGACGUUACAUGGCAAGGGAAGCACUUAUACCUUGUUCAGAAUUAUUUUUUUCCCCCAGCACAUUAUUUCUUUACGAGUUAGCUUGUUUGCUAACUAGCAUAGCUAGCCUGAAAAGACACUCCCAGCAGCUGUAGCCCCACCGUCUCACUCCUUUUCAACGUCGUGUUUUAUUAGCAGCUUCCUUAAAUUACAUAGGUGUGUUUUUUUUUCUAGCUACUCCUUUUUUUCUGGUCAGUUGUCUUUGCUUUACAAGUGAGCAGACGUUAGCAGUCAGUUGUAGCUUUUUUUCCUCCAUUGUUUACAUGGAUUCCCUUCAUCUGAAGGGGUUUGUUGUCGUGAUGUGGUCCUAACAAGACUGGAUAGAACAGAAGAAAAACAGAGUUGGAAWAUGGAAAUGGGUAGGUAACCAAAGCUGUGCCAUGUCUGUGCCAACAAGUGGAUAAGCUGGGCUCCAAAUAUCAGCUGAGCGGUUUGACUUUAGUGUGGGCGGUUUGGACGCGGAGCCAGGGGGGYUUAUUGGUUCCCUUUAAUCUUAUGUAAGACUCCACGAGGAGACUUAAACCUCUUUGGGAACUGGGCCACUCAUCUGGUAYCACCAUGAUCCUGGAGACCCUUCUGAUUAUUAACAGUCUCCUCGGCUGUGGAGGCUGUCAGGAGAGCCACAGCAUGACCCUGGAGGAGAAGACCAACAUCAGGCACCAGAUUGUUGAAAUGUUUGACCACGCAUAUGGAAAUUACAUGAAACAUGCCUACCCGGCAGAUGAGCUGAUGCCUCUGAGUUGCAAAGGAAGAGUGCGUGGACAAGAGCCAAACAGAGGGGACAUAGACGACUCCUUGGGGAAGUUUUCUCUCACUCUAAUUGACACACUUGAUACCCUGGUGGUGUUAAACAAGCUUGAUGAGUUUGAGGAUGCGGUGAGGAAGACUGUGAGGGACGUCCGCUUUGACAACGACGUGGUGGUGUCGGUGUUCGAGACCAACAUCAGAGUUUUAGGUGGGCUGCUGGGGGGUCAUGUUAUGGCUGACCUGCUAAGGCAGCGUGGGGAGAGGAUGCAGUGGUAUCGUGAUGAGCUUCUACAGAUGGCCACAGAGCUGGGCCAUCGAUUACUUCCUGCCUUCAACACGACCAGUGGCCUUCCCUACCCUAAGGUGAAUCUGCGGUACGGCGUAUUCAACCCACUUUCACGCACAGGCACUGAGUCAGACACCUGCACAGCGUGUGCCGGGACAAUGAUCCUGGAGUUUGCUGCUCUCAGCAGACUGUCGGGUCAGUCUGUGUUUGAGGAACAUGCGAGGAAGACUCUGGACGUCCUCUGGGAGAAGAGACAAAAAGGAAGUGACUUGGUGGGGACUGUCAUCAAUAUCCACAAUGGAGAAUGGAUCCGGAGAGAUAGUGGAGUUGGCGCUGGAAUCGACUCGUACUACGAAUACCUGAUGAAGGCCUACAUUCUUUUAGGAGAUAAUGUUUUUCUACAGAGGUUCAAUAUUCACUACAGUGCCAUUAUGAAAUACAUCAGUCAGCCUCCCCUGCUGCUCAACGUACACAUGCACAACCCUACUAUGAGUGUUCGCAGCUGGAUGGACUCCCUGCUCGCAUUCUUCCCUGGGUUACAGGUUUUGACAGGAGACCUGAAACCAGCUAUUGAAACUCACGAGAUGCUUUACCAAGUCACUAAACAGCACAAAUUCCUUCCAGAGGCUUUUACCACAGAGUUCAGAGUUCAUUGGGGCCAACACCUACUGAGACCAGAGUUUGCAGAAAGCACCUACUACCUCUUCAAGGCCACCGGUGACCCGUACUACCUCAGAGUGGGACAAUCCAUUGUGGAGAAACUCAACGCCUAUGCCAGGGUGCCUUGUGGGUUUGCUGCUGUCCAAGAUGUCCGCACCGGGACCCAUGAAGACAGGAUGGACUCCUUCUUUCUGGCUGAGAUGUUUAAAUACUUGUACUUGAUGUUUUCGGAGAAGAGCCAGCUGCCGAUUGAUAUCGACGACUACGUCUUCACCACAGAGGCUCACCUUCUGCCCGUGUCCCUGUCCAUCACUCAGACCCCCGUUCAGCCCAACGUCACAGAGGCGGCCCCUGCUGCUCAAGAUGACGACCUGUUUACGCACUCCUGUCCCAGCACAGAGACGUUGUUCCCCAACAACCCCUCGUUUGCCAAAACCAUCAGGGACGGCUACAAGUACCUCACUGGGGUGGGACGGGCCUUCAACUCUUUACCUGUCAGGGAAAUCGAACUGCCGCUUCAUGAUAACAGCAUGGAGUCUGUGGAGUUUCUGAAGAGCAUGGGCAUCUCRCUCACCUCUCUGAAAGAGAUGACUGUAGGAGAUGCCAAAAAGGAACAGAAAGGCGUGUUUCGGGUGAAGCUUGUCGCAGAAGUCAGACAGACGCCGGAGGAGGAGGAGGAGGAGGUGGUGCCUCACGCUGUCCAGCUCAUUUCCCCUCCGUUUCUGGGUCGGACAGUCCUCGCUGCAGGACCGGCGAAGUUCGGAAUGGACCUCACCAAGCAGGAGCACGGGGUGAAGGGCAGAAUAGUGAAAGCGUCCCCCUUUAAUGCAUGCGGGCCGGUGGAAAAUGCAGCGGAGCUGAAAGACUGCGUCGCUCUGGCACUACGAGGGGACUGCAUGUUUGCUGUAAAAGCUCGAUGGUUGCAACACGCAGGAGCCAUAGGAGUCAUCUUUAUCGAUCAUCGCGAGGGAAGUAACAGUGAGGAGACCCCCCUCUUUCAGAUGGUUGGAGAUGGCGACUCCACCGAUGACAUCACGCUGCCUUUAGUCUUUCUGUUCAGCCGUGAGGGGGCCGUGCUCACCGCUGCACUGGAGGAGCAUCACAAUGUGGAUGUGCUGCUGCUUCCACAAGACAGGCAGCUUGGACACGAUAAAACACAAAAACCCAUCAGUAUGAACAUUAAACUCCGCCUGGCGGAGGAGGGGGAGCUGGAGGAAACGGCAGCAGGUGGACCAACCUUAGAGUUUGUUUUGGAGGGCGAGGACGAGUUCAGAGAACAACAACAGGUCUGCUCACGAGCAGCAACGGAGGGCAGAACUGAACCGUGUUCAGCGGACUCGGCACAAAGCUUGAACUCUAAAACAGAACCAGACGCACAUCCUUGACCCUCUGCGCUUCGUGUCCCAACACUGGUUUUUUUAGCAGCAUGUGGCCUGGAUCACAGUCCUGCAGCACAUCUGAACAUCCUGCAUGUUUACAGCUAAAGAACAGGAGUCCCACCUACAUUCAUUCUCAUCCUGAGACUGAAGAGGGAUCCAUACUUAUGAGACAUUCUGAAGGGAUUUAUUUUAUUUUUUGUUUGUUUUUGGCUUCAUGAGACCAAACUAAGCUUUAAAAGGCCAAAAAAAAAAAUCCAGAAGGGUAAGUUGCUGCUACCUGAACAUGGUGAAUUUAUUUUCACCUCACUCUGGAGGGAAGCCCCACAAAAUUAUGCAACUAAUUUUGUUUUUGAUCUAGACUGCACCGUUUCACUUUAAUAAGUACUGCAGCGGACUACCACCUGGCCAGCAGGUGGUGGUAGCUGCCAUUAUUUCUUAGCAGCGUAAUCUCAGUGGAUGAAGGGAAUAAACUGGGGCUAAUUUAGAACGUUCAUUUUGAACUACUUAAAAACUUCAGGGAUUAUAAGUAUGAAUGCAGAUUGAGAGUUUGAAACCACUAAAAAAUUGUUGGUGUGAGUGUGUUUUGCAUUUAGUUAUUUUAUUAUUUAAGUCCGAGUGUGUGUGUGUACGUGUUUCUGCUACAGAGUGAGGACCGUCCAUGUGUUUUUACUCAACAAAUUGAGGUCAUUUUCCCAGUCCUCACUUUGUUUUUGCAGUUCUACUACGCUCUAACUAGUUAGGUUUAGAGGUAUGAUAAAUUAAGCUUCAGUUAAGGUUAAUUUUAGGGAAAAUGUCUGGGUUAGGCAUAAAUUCAGUUACGUAAACAAAUGGAAAUCAAUACGAUUUCCUCAGUUUGAGGGAAGUACAAGGAUGUGUGUGUGUGAGUGUGAGUGUGAGUGUGUGAGUGUGUGUGUGAGGUCUAGAAUAUAAAAUUCAAUCAUAAGAUUAAAUUGGUUGGGGUUAAUAGGUUGUUUUUUUUAACACAUACUGUAAAUCACAGGUUAGUUGAAAUAAUCUAUUUAAUUAAAAACUUAGUUCAAAAGAAAUCUAAAAGUUUUCUUUCUUUAUUGAAGCAGAUACGUAGGGUUCUGGUUCUUUAAAUGUUCAGCUGCUCUGCAGUUUUUGCUGCUGCUUUAAAAAUUGAAACUGAUUCAAACAAAAAUAACCAAUCAUGUCACUUUUUGUUUCAACUCAUUUUAUGGUUAUUUACCAUCACAUUUACUUUGAAUAUGCUGUUUAUUUCUACCCCAAAAUAAAUCAAAUAAUCAGAUGUUAUAAUUUUUCAGAGUGAAUCUAGUGUUUUGAUAAGAACGUUGUUGCGAAGAUAGAAAUGAGUGUUUUCCUGGAUGCAAUUUGAUUUUCAUGCACUUAUUGUCUGUUUCUUGUAUCACUUCAUUUUCAACUGUUUUCACAAUUAAUCUAAGGAAAAACAUGUCAGUUUCUGUUGCCUUUAUCUGCUCUCACCUGUGGGUUGCCUGAUUACUUUGUUUCCCUGUUACACCUGGAAAUAAGCAUUAAGAAAAAAAUUUUUGUGCCAGAAAAUGUUCUCAUUUUUUGUGGACCAUUUUCUAAUGGUGCUGAUCUGAUAUUCCAGUAGGUCUUAAUUCAAAAUGUUUUAUAUUUUGUUAGGCCUAAAAAUCAGCCAAGUUGUAUACCUCAGGUUCGUGUUUGUUGUAUUUCACUCUGAUAAAAAGAUCAUGAAGAAGAAAUGGAUGAUUUUGUUUGAUAUUUAUCUUAUUUAUUAUUAUUGUGGUCAAAUGUUUAUCUGUGGCAGACCUCUAUGAGGGUUUGGGAAACAAGCAGAUGCAGUUAAUGAAUUUGAAAAUGAUCAUUUUCACCUCUUUUGCCAUUUUUUUGUACUUGAGUAAUUUUUAUUACAAGCUGUAGUAAUGA
This is a messenger RNA of Austrofundulus limnaeus, 5113 nucleotides long. Its product is annotated as ER degradation-enhancing alpha-mannosidase-like protein 3. Gene Ontology annotation, molecular function: mannosyl-oligosaccharide 1,2-alpha-mannosidase activity; calcium ion binding. The transcript has 20 exons. Gene Ontology annotation, cellular component: membrane; endoplasmic reticulum. Bases 707 to 3226 code for a protein of 839 amino acids. NCBI's taxonomy places the organism in Eukaryota, Metazoa, Chordata, Actinopteri, Cyprinodontiformes, Rivulidae. Gene Ontology annotation, biological process: mannose trimming involved in glycoprotein ERAD pathway; carbohydrate metabolic process; endoplasmic reticulum mannose trimming. The record is from RefSeq and is a predicted model, not a curated record.